Messenger RNA from Exaiptasia diaphana, 1088 nucleotides. RefSeq names its product E3 ubiquitin-protein ligase DZIP3. NCBI's taxonomy places the organism in Eukaryota, Metazoa, Cnidaria, Anthozoa, Actiniaria, Aiptasiidae. The record is from RefSeq and is a predicted model, not a curated record. The transcript is spliced from 2 exons. The annotation marks the transcript as partial.
AAAUAAAUAUUUUUAGGCCAUAUUCAAAGACAUUAGCUUCUAGAAAUAUUUUUUUUUUGUAUUUUUCAAGCAACAACAUUCGAAGUUUUCCGCUGAAAAAUAUAUUUUGCUUCGGGUCAGUGGCUUGAAAUUUUAACUGACAACCGACAUCGAGACAACCGACAUCAUGACUGUUACAGAUGUAUGAAUGCAUGAAUUGAUACAUUCUUAUUACAUUACCUACUGCAUAAAUUAGUCACACCCAAGCAUCGUCCUUCAAAGGAGUUCCCAUCAGCUUGAGCUUAUCCAAGUGUUCGUCAUAUUUCAUUCUAAUAAAACAGAAAUUAUCUCAAUGAACAUAUAAAUUAUGCCUAAGAGUGCACCACCACCACCUCCGCCGCCGCCGCCGAUACCACCACCGCCACUACAACCAGCAACAACGUCAUCGUCGACUCCAAAGCAAAAAAGUAACUACACUCGAUUAAGCAGACUUUUAAUCGAUAUUGGGACAAGAGUUUUGAGAGGUCUCUUUGAUUCAUUAGUCUUACAUUUGAAUGGUGAUCUUCGAAAACAUCUCAACUCCACCGCUGUACACAAUAAGCUGAAAACCCUUAAAAAUAAAGGAGUCCUGAGAGUAAAACAAUGGGUAAAGUUAUACCCAACAGCACCAGGAGUSCCAUCGUCGUCUACCUUCGACAUAACAUUGCUCUUCCUUCUCCUACGGAAUACCUGUGGCCUUACUGCACCCACUACAGGUUGGAAUGCUGCCCCACCUCCAGCUGAUAUUAGCAAAGAGGCUGAUCUGAUUCGAGUAAAAGAAUGUCGAAAUGAAAUCACUGGUCAUAGCCCCGAGGCAAAACUCUCCGAUAUCGAAUUCGAGAYUCAGUGGGUUGAAAUURAGSCAGCAUUAUUAAGGCUUGCGCACUCAUAUCGUCAUGUCAGUGAUUAUGGGACACAAAUCGAGCGUCUGAAAGAGAUCGAGUCGAUGGAUCCACUAAAUGAAGCCGACCUAAAUAUUCUUCUUCAAUCGUGGGAAGAAGGCGAAGAAAAGAAAAUGGAAAUCAUCAUCCAAAAACUAAGCAAGAUAUCAAUGCAAUUACUGUCUAAAA